AGCCCUCAACCGUACGCCGUGUUCCGAAGCAUAGCCAAGGUGCAUCUGGCGAACGUCGAUGACCUUGACUUCGUAUUUCUCGGCCUUGGAUCUCUGUUGACGGGGGUUACUCCUGCCAGCGCAGACCCUGUUCAACCGCUGCAUACGUCAUUUCGCGAUUUUAUCCUCGACGAUACGCAAAGCCAGCCGUUCUCUCUGGGAAACGAUCUUGCGGCGGCACAUGCGGAGGUCGCUUAUGCCUGCUUACGGAUCAUGAACGAUCCUAUUGUAGGCGUCAGAUUCAACAUACUCAAAUUAACCAGAUCAUUCGUCUUGAAGCGACAUAUUCAUGACCUGGAACAGCGCGUGUCCAACUAUAUCUCGUCAGCGCUUCGGUACGCCUGCGAGCACAGCCAUGUGCAUCUCUCGGACGGUGCUGUCCAGUCUUCAGGUGUUCCUGGUGGAAGUUCGGGGAGCCUAUACUGAUAUAUCUUCUACAGGCUUGCCGUUUGUUCGGGAAUUCACUAUAUUUCUGAAGCGUAACUUUCUGUUUUGGCUCGAGACGUGCAGCUGGACCGGCCUCUCGUUCCAACCCGCUAAGCUCCUCCAACAUAUCUCGACAGCAGCCCAGCGAUUCAAGGUGGCUGAUCUACACGACUUUGCCGUCGAUUGUAUCAGGUUCGAGGAAUACUUUCAAGAAGCCAUAUCACAAUCGCCUCCUCAAGCGUAUGUCAGCGGUUUGAAGUUGGCUCCUCGCAGCUCGCGAGUUGGUAGACUUUACCGAGCUCGCUUCUCUGUUCCUAUAAAUAUCUCAGGACAUGCGCGGACGCGAGGCUGGCCGGGCAUCAAACCCAAGCUGGAAGACCACCCACGCGCCUUCGACCAGAUGACGUGCGCCACGUUCUCGUUGGAUGGGAAGUUCAUCGCAGUUGGCUUCUCGGGUGGCAUAGUGCGUAUCUGGGAUGCAGAGACUCUGGUGCAAGUCGGCCAAGACCUGGAGGGGCACAUAGAUACGAUCAACUCGGUCGCCUUCUCGCCGGACAGGAAGCGCGUUGCCUCCGGCUCCCAGGACGGUACGAUGAGGAUAUGGGAUGUGGAAACACAGCGGCAGUGUGGCGAUGUCCUGAGGCUUCACUCAGAUGAAAUCACUUGCGUCGUGUUCUCCUCCGACGGCAAAUACAUCGUGACCGGCUCCGUCGACGGCACCGUACGGAUAUGGGAC
This is a messenger RNA of Schizophyllum commune H4-8, 1201 nucleotides long. Its product is annotated as WD40 repeat-like protein. Lineage: Eukaryota; Fungi; Basidiomycota; Agaricomycetes; Agaricales; Schizophyllaceae. The transcript has 3 exons. The record is from RefSeq and is a predicted model, not a curated record. Gene Ontology annotation, molecular function: protein binding. The annotation marks the transcript as partial.